AUGGAUGCUACAGCAGCCCGAUCCUGGAUGCUCAACUCGGAACUGGAUCCUAAUGUGCAACAGCAUCCGGCAAUAGAAGAUGGGACAUUGACUGGACAGAAGGUAGCUGGAAAUCAUGCCCUUCAACCGCUUCAGAAGGGUCAUUUGGUAUUCUAUUUGGGAGCAGAGCGAUUGAGGUGUCUUCGGGAGCUAGUAUUAUGA
This is a messenger RNA of Plasmopara halstedii, 201 nucleotides long. RefSeq lists its product as uncharacterized. The record is from RefSeq and is a predicted model, not a curated record. The coding region runs from base 1 to 201 and encodes 66 amino acids. The transcript has 2 exons. NCBI's taxonomy places the organism in Eukaryota, Oomycota, Peronosporomycetes, Peronosporales, Peronosporaceae.